Messenger RNA from Hirsutella rhossiliensis, 1098 nucleotides. RefSeq names its product lactonase, 7-bladed beta-propeller domain-containing protein. Bases 1 to 1098 code for a protein of 365 amino acids. The record is from RefSeq and is a predicted model, not a curated record. The transcript has 3 exons. Gene Ontology annotation, molecular function: 6-phosphogluconolactonase activity; protein binding. NCBI's taxonomy places the organism in Eukaryota, Fungi, Ascomycota, Sordariomycetes, Hypocreales, Ophiocordycipitaceae.
AUGCCCGUCCACCACCUCAUGGUCGGCACCUGGACGCCGCCCGGCGCCAUCUUCGCCUUCGCCUUUGACGAUGCCGCCUUGACGCUGCGCCUGGUCAGCCGCACCGCCAUCCCUGUCGACGAGCCCAUCUCGUGGAUGACGUUCAGUCACGACAAGAAAGCCAUCUACGGCGCCGCCGCCAAGGCCUGGUCCAGCUACGCCGUCGAGUCGCCCACCUCCAUCGUGCACCAGGCUUCCUUUCCCAUGCCCCAUGACCCCCAAGCUCUCUCCCCUGGCGCCGACACCCGCGCCAUCUUCCUCCUCGCUGCCGACACCCCCCCCUACGCCGUCUACUGCAACCCCUUUUACUCCCACGCCGGCGCCGGCUCCGUCUUCUCCGUCCGUGAGCCCUCGGGCGCCCUCGCCGCCUGCGUCCAGAACUUUGCCUACCAGCCCGGCUCGGGCGUCCACGGCACCGUCUUCCACCCGGACGGCCGCCAUCUGUACUCGGCCGACCUCUCCGCCAACAAGAUCUGGGUCCACCGCCGUCGAGCCGAGCCCUCUCCAGAGCUCGACCUCGUCGGCGCCGUCGACGCUCCCCAUCCGCGCGACCAUCCGCGCUGGGUCGUCGUCCAUCCCGCGGGAACCGCCCUCUACGUCCUCAUGGAAGCCGGCAACCGCGUCUGCGAGUACGCCAUCGCCUCAUCGUCGCCUCUCCCCGUCUUCACCGGCCGCCACUUCUCCCUCGUGCCCCCCGACGAGGCCCACCAUGCCUUCGCCCGCUACCGCGGCGACGUUUGCGCCCUCUCGCACUCGGCCUCGCACCUCUUUGCCUCCACCCGCGCCUCCGACCCUGACCGCCCCGGCUACCUCGCCGCCUUUGAGCUGAGCCCCGAGGGCCGCCUGGAGCGUCGCCUCCUCCUCCAGCCCACCACCACCAGCGGCGGCCACAGCAACGCCGUCUCACCUAGCGACUGGACCGACGAGUGGCUCGCUGUUGUCGAGGAUCAGUGCGGCUUUCUCGACAUCCACCGCUGGCACAACCACACCCUUGAGCGUGUCGCCCGUGUCCAAGUGUCCGAGCCUGGUUUCGGCAUGAACGCCAUCUGGUACAAUUGA